CCUCGGUCAUCACUCGACAGCAUCCAAUUUGAAGGUUGGAUUAGAAAAAAUCAAAGAAAUCCAAAGCAAAAAGCUUUUGUUUCGGGUGCCAGUGCCACCCAACCAAACUUCCUUCGCAAGCUCGCGCCGUAAAUCUUUAACUACCUUUCUCUUCGCUCUGAUCGCAUUUCACAGGUUCCCUACCUACUGGCUACCCAUCUAUUUCUGCCUGUCUCUCUCUCUCUUUAAGAUUUUAAAGACUUACAUUUCCAGUCGCUACUCGAUUACUCGUCACGUCAUUUUGAUUUCCUUCUUUGGUUCCAAUCUCUGAGUCCCGAGCUAAAAAUGGCGUCUGAUCCUGAGCAGCACACGCUGUCGUCUCUCGGAAAGGUAGGAAAGUCUUCAGGUGAGAUUGGCGGGGUAGAGGAGCCUCUCAUAAAUGGGUUUCACGGUUCUGAAAACUACUCUGUUCUCGCUGCAAUCUUCCCAUUUCUCUUCCCUGCUCUUGGAGGACUACUAUAUGGAUAUGACAUUGGAUCCACAUCUUGUGCUACAAUCUCUAUAGAGUCAGCCACAUUAAGUGGAAUAUCAUGGUACAACUUAUCUUCUGUGGAGAUUGGUCUUAUUACUAGUGGCUCAUUAUAUGGUGCAUUGAUUGGUUCUGUCUUGGCCUUUAAUGUUGCUGACUUCCUAGGAAGAAGAAGGGAGUUGAUUGCAGCUUCUUUAUUGUAUUUGGUUGGAGCUCUCAUAACUGCAUUAGCACCUGACUUGCCUAUUAUGGUCAUUGGGCGCUUUGUGUUUGGCAUAGGAAUUGGACUGGCAAUGCAUGCAGCUCCUAUGUACAUUGCUGAGACGGCUCCAAGUCCGAUACGUGGUCGACUAAUCUCUUUGAAGGAAUUCUUCAUAGUUCUUGGGAUGGUUGGAGGUUAUGGAAUUGGUAGCCUUUUAGUUGACGUAGUUGCUGGUUGGCGCUACAUGUAUGCAGCUAGUACUCCUUUGUCGGUGAUUAUGGGAAUCGGAAUGUGUUGGCUGCCAGCAUCACCUAGAUGGCUGCUUUUACGUGCCAUUCAGGGAAAAGGCAACAUGCAGGAAUUAAAAGAGACUGCAAUAUAUUGCUUGUGCCGGCUCAGGGGUCCAGCCUUUGGUGACUCAGCUCCUGAACAAGUAGAUGAGAUACUGGAUGAGCUUUCAUAUGUUGGCGAAGAAAAAGAAGCUACUCUAGGGGAAAUGUUCAAAGGAAAAUGCAAGAAGGCCCUCAUAAUUGGCGCAGGAUUAGUCUUGUUUCAGCAGAUCACUGGGCAACCGAGUGUGCUAUACUAUGCUGCAUCUAUCCUUCAGAGUGCAGGAUUUUCUGCAGCAUCCGAUGCAACGCGGGUCUCAAUUUUACUUGGUUUAUUGAAGUUGAUCAUGACUGGAGUAGCAGUUCUUGUAGUUGAUAGACUUGGGAGAAGACCUUUAUUACUUGGAGGUGUUGCUGGGAUGGUUAUCUCUCUAUUCCUUCUGGGGUCAUAUUACCUUUUCCUGGAUGAUGCACCCGUUAUGGCUGUUGUAGCUCUGCUGUUGUAUGUUGGGUGUUACCAGUUAUCUUUUGGCCCUAUUGGUUGGCUAAUGAUUUCAGAGAUUUUCCCUUUACGCCUUAGAGGGCGAGGACUCAGUAUUGCAGUGCUUGUAAAUUUUGGAGCAAAUGCACUGGUGACAUUUGCGUUUUCCCCUUUGAAGGCAUUGCUGGGAGCUGGAAUUUUGUUUUAUGCAUUUGGGGCAAUUGCUGUGGCAUCUCUGUUUUUCAUAUUUUUCGUGGUACCAGAGACAAAGGGGCUUACGCUUGAGGAAAUCGAAGCCAAAUGCCUAUAGGAUUUUUAGACUCCAUUUCCUCGUACUGAGGUUUUAGUUUAGACAUGAGGUCGAGUCGUUGAGAUAUCCCUAUGCAAUUUCAUACCUGCAGGGAGAAACCAUAUGUUGUAUGCAAUCGAGACGUGGCCGUAACCAAACAAUAGUUCUAGAGUUAAACUGAUGUUUCUGUUCUGUUCCUACUAGGGUGUAGGAGCACCACAUAAUCUUCUUGUCUAUUGUAUUUCGUCAAUAAAAAUAUGUUACCAAUACACAUAUUUAUUUUUUCUUUUUAAAUUAAUAUGUUCUUUUAUUA
Corylus avellana is the source of this 2122-nucleotide messenger RNA. Its product is annotated as D-xylose-proton symporter-like 2. Gene Ontology annotation, molecular function: D-glucose transmembrane transporter activity. Gene Ontology annotation, cellular component: membrane. The record is from RefSeq and is a predicted model, not a curated record. Gene Ontology annotation, biological process: D-glucose transmembrane transport. Lineage: Eukaryota; Viridiplantae; Streptophyta; Magnoliopsida; Fagales; Betulaceae.